Messenger RNA from Jatropha curcas, 1883 nucleotides. Its product is annotated as remorin 4.1. NCBI's taxonomy places the organism in Eukaryota, Viridiplantae, Streptophyta, Magnoliopsida, Malpighiales, Euphorbiaceae. The record is from RefSeq and is a predicted model, not a curated record.
CUUCCCACUUCUCCUUCAUCACUAUCUUGUCCACUUCUUGCACACAUAGUAAUAAUCAACUUAAUAAAACCAGAAAGAAAUACUCUUUCUCUAUGUUAAGUGCUCAAAGACCUACCACCAGCACCUCCACAAGCCAUGGAGAAACCGAUCACGACCAAGAACAUGAAGAUAUCCGCGAUAUCCAUGCCUUAACCCCACCCCCGCCGCCUUCGGUGCCUCGAGGCCGUUGGGAAACGGGUAGUAGCCAUCGCUCAAUAUCCAUGAGUAGUGAAGGGGCUGCAAGUGAGAACUUCACCUCCAUGAGUAGAGAGUUCAAUGCUUUGGUUCUUGCUGGUUCUGCAAUAGGAACUAGCAUGAACAACAACAAUAGCGGUUCUGAUCAUAAUGAAGAUAGCAACUUAAACAACCUGUUGGCUAGGAUUGGGGAAGAUGAAGUUCCUGAAGAGACUAACCCUUUGGCUAUUGUGCCUGAUACUCCGCCCUUGGACCCAGAACCCAGCUCAAGCUCAAGAAGGGUUGGGUCCAAUCAGGUGGUUGUUGGUGCUGGUGGUGGUGGUGCUGAUGUGUCAGUGCAGAGAGUGAAGAAAGAAGAGAUAGAAACCAAGAUAUCUGCAUGGCAAAACGCAAAGAUUGCUAAGAUCAGUAAUAGGUUCAAAAGAGAGGAUGCCAUAAUUAAUGGCUGGGAAAGUGAGCAAGUGCAAAAGUCUUGGAUGAAGAAAGUUGAGAGGAAGCUGGAGGAGAAAAGAGCAAGAGCACUAGAGAAGAUGCAGAAUGAAGUAGCAAAAGCACACAAGAAAGCAGAGGAUAGAAGGGCAUCAGCUAAGGCUAAAAGAGGAACAAAAGUUGCUAGAGUUCUUGAAACAGCCAAUUUGAUGAGAGCUGUUGGAAGAGCUCCUGCUAAAAGAUAGAUUCCUUAUACCGCGAGGUAAGGAUGCUAGACUCCCGCAAGAAGUUAUAACCAAUGUUCGAAAGGAUGUCAGAGCCUGCAUAUCAUCAAACAAUUUUUCCAAAUUUCCACAUUCAAACAAAGACAGAUAUCUUAGAGAACUGACACAUCCUAUACCAUUUUCUGGUAAGGAAGUCCGUUUUGUAGUUAUCUCCAAAAACCUGAGGCGAGUCAUCUGCUUGAUAUCUCUAGGAAUUUCUUCAAGCUUCUCACAUUCUUCAAGUCUUAAGGUCUGCAAAUUCUGCAGCCUGCAAAUGGAAUUAGGGAGUUUUCGAAGCUUCCGAUUCCUAUAAAGGUCAAGAUAUCUCAAAUUCUUCAAUGUACCAAUUGAAUUUGGCAAUGUCUCAAAGCAUGAAUCGCUAAGAUUAAGCACUCGUAAGUGCUUGAAUCUUGACAUGCAGGUGUCAAUAAAUGUUCCGGUACUAGGCCCCAUCCCCCUAACUGGGAAAAAUAUAGUUCUUACCUUCUCUAACUUGUGCAAGAACUUAGGAACUUGUUGACUUGGCAAAUUACAGUUGAGCACUCGCUUUGCGCAACUGAUAUAGCUAGAUCAUGUACAAGAUCAUGCAUUUUGCAGGUAAAAAAGAAACCGUGAUCCUCAAUAUCUUGGAGAAAAGAUCUCGACCAUAGUUCUUUCACAAAACGCAACCCAUUCUCUUCCAAUGCUUCAUCUUCAUCAGGCGAUUCAAGAAGUCCAUAAGCCAUCCAAAAUUGAAUCAAUUCAAAACUGUACAACACAUAAUUUUUGGGAAAGAGGGAACAAUAAGCAAAACAUCGUUUCAAGUAAGAUGGCAUGUGAUCAUAGCUCAACUUCAGCACCGGUAGGAUGUCAUUUUUUUGAUGUUGUAAUUUCCAUAUCUCAUUGUCUCUGAUGGACACCCAAGUUUUUUCUUCGGUUGAUGAAUAAAGUAGACUUCCUAAUGUUCUCACUGCUAAA